This is a messenger RNA of Miscanthus lutarioriparius, 2403 nucleotides long. Lineage: Eukaryota; Viridiplantae; Streptophyta; Magnoliopsida; Poales; Poaceae. The record is from the annotation of a GenBank genome assembly.
AUGGAAGCAAUGGAGGCCGAAGAAGGUCUUUUUCUGGCUAAUGAUGCCAAGUUGCAUGCAGGAAUUUGUAGAGCAUUUCAUCCUUCUGUAUCUAAGCUCUCCGCCAUUUUCCCCUUUAUCGAAGCAUCAAGACCCAGAAGCAAGUCUGGUAUACAGGCAUUGUGUUCACUACAUGUAGCUCUUGAUAAAGCCAAAGGGCUUCUUCAACAUUGUGCAGACUGCAGCAGACUCUACUUGGCCAUCACUUCAGAAACUGUGCUUUUAAAGUUUGAGAAGUCUAGAAACCAGCUUCAGGAGAGUCUAAGGCGCACUGAAAGCAUAGUAACGGAAGAUAUCGGCUGUAAGAUUGUGGAGAUUGUUGGUGAGCUGGAGGAAAUUGUUUUUACAUUGGAUAGAUCAGAGAAGGAAGCUGGUGAUGAGCUGAUCAAUUUGCUCCAGAGAAACAAUAAAACAAAUGGUUCCAGUGAUAGUGGGGAGCUUGAGGUCUUCCAUUUGUCUGCUCUUAAAUUGGGAAUUACAUCUUCUAGGGCAGCACUCACCGAGAGAAGAGCCCUGAAGAAGCUAAUUGAGAAGGCUCGUUCUGAUGAAGACAAGCGGAAGGAGCUUGUUGUGUCAUACUUGUACAAUCUUAUGAGAAAGUACUCAAAGUUCUUCAGAAGUGAGGCUGGUGAUGAUACAGAUUCUCAGGGAUCGUCUCCAUGCUCACCAACAGUAUUAGGCAUGGAUGAUAUGUAUGGGCCGUACAGCAAUGGUCGGGCAUUCAGUAGACAGCUCUCGAGCAUUCAGUCGUUGAAUUCGAGGUUUGGAUCUUUCAAUUCUAGGCUUGGAUCAUUCAACUGCAGACGUGGUGGUGGUCCAAGGUCUGAGAAUAUGUCAAUCCCUCCUGAAGAGCUUAGGUGCCCUAUUUCCUUACAGCUCAUGUAUGAUCCAGUCAUCAUUUCAUCUGGGCAGACUUACGAGCGUAUUUGCAUUGAGAAAUGGUUCAAUGAUGGUCACAGCACAUGUCCUAAAACACAGCAGCAACUUGCCCACCUGUCAUUGACUCCAAACUACUGUGUUAAGACCCUGAUUGCCAGCUGGUGUGAGCAGAACGAUUUUCCAGUUCCUGAUGGUCCACCAGGAACUUUUGAUGUAAAUUGGAGGCUUGCUUUCUCUGACACUGAGGGUACAGGUUGUGUGUCUGUUGAAAGUUUUGAUUGUAAUAAUGCAAAGAGUGUCAAGAUUGUCCCAAUGGAGAAUGUUAGAAAGGAGGAGCCAGCAAACAGUGAAUCGGGAACAUUGGAUGACAGCUCUUGUAACAAUUUCGAUUUGAACGAGGGCUAUGGGAACUUGCUGCUCUUGCUUCAUGAAAGAAGUAACAUGAACAAGCAGUGCAGGUUGGUGGAGCAGAUAAGGUACCUUUUGAAAGAUGACGAGGAAGCAAGGAUCCUGCUGGGCUCAAAUGGCUUUGCCGAGGCACUGGUUGAGUUCUUGAGGAAUGCUGUGAAUGAUGGAAAUGAGAAGGCACAAGAAGUUGGUGCAAUGGCUCUUUUCAAUCUUGCAGUCAACAAUAACAGAAACAAGGGACUCCUGUUAUCUGCUGGAGUCGCCGAUCUACUUGAGCAGAUGAUAUCGAAUCCACGCCUAUCUGGUCCUGCCACAGCACUCUACCUUAAUCUUUCCUGCCUUCCUGAUGCAAAGGCCGUCAUCGGUUCGAGCCAGGCGGUGCCAUUCCUAGUCGACCGUCUGUAUAGCCAAGAUGCCAGCAACACGAAAGACAGCUCCUGCAAGCAUGACGCCUUGUACACACUGUACAACCUCUCGAACCACCAGGCCAGUGUCCCGGCGCUUCUAACCGCAGGCAUUGUGGAUGCUCUCCACUGCCUCGUCACAGACUCUCCAGAGUCGGAGGGGCUUGGUUGGACAGAGAAGGCUUUCGCGGUGCUCAUCAGCCUCGCAGCCACCCAAGCUGGCAGGAAGGAGAUCAUGUCCACCCCCGGUUUGGUCAGCACGCUAGCGACGCUGCUGGACACAGGCGAGCCGACGGAGCAGGAGCAGGCGGUGUCAUGCCUCCUGGUGAUGUGCAGCGCCGACGACAAGUGCAUCGUGCCGGUGCUCCAGGAAGGGGUGGUCCCGUCCCUGGUCUCCAUCUCGGCGGCCGGGACGGGGAGGGGCAGGGAGAAGGCCCAGAAGCUCCUGAAGUUGUUCAGGGAGCAGAGGCAGCGGAACGCGCCGCCGCCCCAGCAGCAGCAGCAGCAGCAGCAGCUUCUGCAGAGCCAGCUGGCGGAGGGCGGGAACGGCGGCGGCGGCGCUAUCGUGUGCCUCCGGGAAUCGAAGCCGCUGUGCAAGUCCAAGUCCAGGAAGCUGGGCAGGACGCUGAGCUCGCUGUGGAAGAACAGGGGCUUCUCGCUGUACCAGUGCUAG